Messenger RNA from Trichophyton rubrum CBS 118892, 1314 nucleotides. Its product is annotated as tryptophan-tRNA ligase. The record is from RefSeq and is a predicted model, not a curated record. The coding region runs from base 1 to 1314 and encodes 437 amino acids. The transcript has 9 exons. Gene Ontology annotation, biological process: tryptophanyl-tRNA aminoacylation. Lineage: Eukaryota; Fungi; Ascomycota; Eurotiomycetes; Onygenales; Arthrodermataceae. Gene Ontology annotation, molecular function: ATP binding; tryptophan-tRNA ligase activity. Gene Ontology annotation, cellular component: cytoplasm.
AUGGAGGCGCCCAAGGCGGAGACCAUGGUCCCAGUUUGUGAAGAAGAACAGCCUGCUGCUACUACAGAACAGGAUAUCAACCCCUGGGACGUUAAAGGUGCAAAGGAUGCGCAGGGAAACACCCUGGCUUUCGACUAUGUUGCUAUUUCAAAGAAAUGGGCGACUAAAUUGAUAGACGAUGCCAUUCUCGAGCGCUUUGAGCGCAUUACUGGCCACAAACCCCAUCGUUGGUUGAGACGCGGCCUUUUCUUCUCUCAUCGGGACUUCGACAAGAUCUUGGACAAGUACGAAUACGGCGAGCCUUUCUUCUUGUACACUGGCAGAGGGCCAUCCAGCGACGCACUGCAUCUCGGCCACACCAUCCCUCUCACUUUUACAAAAUGGCUGCAGGAUGUUUUUGAUGUCCCAUUAGUGAUCAUGCUUACUGAUGAUGAAAAGGCACUCUUCAAGGAAAAGCUCACCUUCGAGGAAACACACAAGUUUGCCCUUCAGAACGCAAAGGAUAUCAUCGCAUGUGGCUUCGAUUUGAAGAAGACCUUCAUCUACAGUGACCUGGAAUACAUCAAAGGCCCAUUCCUCACAAACGUCUGGGAGUUUUCAAAGCUUCUUUCAUUCAACCAAGUCCGCGGAGCAUUUGGAUUUAACGAGAGCACAAAUAUCGGUCGUAUCAUGUUCCCUGCUGUGCAAUGUGCUGCCGCCUUUGCUACUUCAUAUCCAGAGCUCUGGAGCGACAGACCAGCUACAGACCGAACAAAAGCCAUUGCAAAGAUUCAGUGUUUGAUUCCCAUGGCUAUAGACCAAGAUCCUUAUUUUAGACUCCUACGCGAAAACUGUCAUAGGAUGCGAUUCCCUUCUCCAAAACCAGCAUUGAUACACUCUCAAUUCCUUACUGCACUGCAAGGAGCCGGUGGAAAGAUGAGCGCCAGUGAUCCAAACUCCGCCAUUUUCAUGUCAGACAACCCCACCCAAAUCAAGAAAAAAAUCAACUCUUAUGCCUUCAGUGGAGGCCAAGCAACGGUUGAGCUGCACCGUCAGCUUGGUGGAAACCCUGAUGUAGACGUUUCUUACCAAUACAUUUCUUAUUUCGAAGAUGACGACGAAAAGCUUAAGAAAAUAGAGCAAGACUACCGCAAAGGGGAUCUUUUGACGGGAGAGUUAAAGAAAAUGGCUGUCGCCCUUUUACAGGAAUACGUUAUGGAGUUCCAAGAGCGAAGAAAGGCCGUUACAGACGAGGUGCUGAAUCAGUACAUGACUCCUCGGAAGUUAGAGUGGGACGGUAACCGCAACUCGAUCGCGUCAUCCAAUAGCAGUUAA